CCCCCAAUCGGUCGAAGAUGGCGGAAAGAGCCGAAGGUGACGUCAGGCCGGCGAGGGCGGCGCGGCAACAAGAAGGAAGAGCAAUGGCGACCCUGGAACGCAAAGUGCCCAGUCCCGAGGCGUUCCUGGGCAAGCCCUGGUCCUGCUGGAUCGACGCCGCCAAAGUGCAGUGCCCGGACAGUACAGAAUCGGAAGACACUGGAAAAGAGGGUGGGAAGAACAGAGAGGUGAUGAGGCUUAAUAAAGAAGAUAUGCACUUGUUUGGCCACUGUCCAGCUCAUGAUGAAUUUUACCUAGUUGUGUGCAGUCACUGCAACCAGGUAGUCAAGCCACAAGCUUUCAAUGGGCACUGCGAAAGAAGACAUGGUUCUUCGUGUAAGGCGAGUCUCUCACCAGCUUCUUCGACCUCCAAUUUGACAACUUCACCCGUCCCAAUGAAAUCCAAAGCCUGCAGUAGUCAUACCACAAUUGGUAGCAACUGCAAGCCUUUCAAGUCACCAAAAGACAAUCUACAUACCUCCAAUAAUAAGCAGCAUCAGACAGUCUUUCCUUCCAAAGUAACAAGAGAUAAAUCAUGUGUUCCUGUCCCAAUUGUAAGCCUUGAGAAGAUCCCUAACCUCGUGAAAACAGAUGGUGCCAAUGUUAAAAUGAGUUCCACCUCUGCUACCAUCUCCACCACCUCUUCUGCCUCUUCAUCUUCCGCACCUUCCGCAAGUUUGGUUAAGUCCGGUUUGACGUCAACUACAUCAAAGUCUGUGCCACCCUCACCGGAGAAGAUUCUGAAUGGAAAAGCAACAGUACCUUCUGCAAUAGACAAGAAACAUCAGAAUGGUACCAAAAGCAGUAACAGGUCUCACAAAAGACUUUCUGAGAGGGAAUUUGAUCCUAACAGACACUGCGGAGUUACGGACCCUGAGACAAAGAAGCCAUGUACAAGGUCACUCACCUGCAAGACACAUUCUCUGAACCAUCGGAGAGCGGUGCCAGGUCGAAGGAAACAGUUUGACAUUCUUCUCGCUGAACACAAAGCUCGCUCAAGGGAGAAAGACACGGUGAAGGACAAGGAACACCCUCCGGUGUCGAAGGAAACACUUCAGAGCCAGUUACUUCCCACCCAGGAGCAGGUUACAGGAUCUUUAACAAACACUGGCUUGGACACUAAAGGUACAUCGCCAGCAAAAUCCAGACCAUCGAACGCUGUCCUUGCCAGAGUUUCAGCAACCAACAGCAUAAAUAAUGCGGGUACUGCAUCAAACAAUGCAACAGCAUUGGAAUUGCCAUUGUCCAUAAUUGGAGACUUAGCAAGCCGAAUGUCCAGUGACGAAGGAGAAGGGGAUGGCUCAGAGGAAACCGAGAAACUGGAUUGCCAUUAUUCUGGGCACCACCCCAGGCCACUCGGAUAUUGCACAUUUGGGAGCCGCCUGAUGGGUAGAGGGUUCUAUGUCUUUGACCGAAGAUGGAACCGUUUUCGACUGGCACUUAAUUCAAUGGUCGAAAAGCACCUAAAUUCGCAGAUGUGGAAGAAAAUUCCUCCUGCAGCAGACAGCCCGAUGCCAUCUCCUACAACUUUUUCCACUUCAGUGCUUCAGCCUCUGAGCAGCCCUUCUGCGGUUUAUCUUCCUUCGAGCUCAGCAAUUACUCCUUCUUACGUGAUGACAGCACCAAUGCUGUCCUCGGCAGGCUUUGUGACCGCCACGGACCCCAAUCCCAUCGUGUCAUACAACGCCACCUUCCCACAUGCAGCGACUGCGUUUAGUUUGAAGGAUUCUGCCUUCAAGGCCCCAUCGUUACUGUCGCCAGUACCCGCUGUUGUACCUUCCCCGUCGCUCAGUAAACCGCCGAAAACGAAAGGCAGCAGAUCGUCCAAAGUCAAGGACCUCCCUUCCCGCAGCGAUCGGGGCUCGUGUAACAAGAGGAAGAAACUGCCCCCACCUGUCUCCUCCCCAUUUCCAUCAACAUUACAGAGCUCAGCAACAACGUCGCCAUUUUUAGGGUCGCACAAGAGGAUCUGUAUACUGAACCUGGGCACUGCAUUGAACUCAUUUCCAGCCGCAUCCUCCUACAGCGCAAUGUCUGUGCACAAUACGAACAAUGGAACCAGUGCCAAAAUAGAUCCCUCAGGACGGACUACUUUGCCUGGCAGCUCGACGGACUCUAUUAAACACAUGAGCAUGGUGGUAAGCAGUAUUGACCCCACUCUCUCUGUUUCCUCCUUGGUGCACCACACAGGGGACCAUGCACUUGUAGCACAUAAUGCGAUGUCUUCGCUGCCGCUCACUUUUGACAAGUCGGAAGGCAAAAAGCGGAAAAACUCUAGUUCCAACAGUAAAUCCAGUAAAAUAACCAAAAUGCCUGGUAUGAACAGUGUUCACAAACGGAGUGCAGCCAACGUCAUGUCUUCAGUCUCGGAAGCUUCAAACAAUUCUGUCUCUCGCCAGAUUGGGAAAAGCGGCAGUACACUUUUAUCACAGUCCAGUCCAUCAACCACCACCAACUCCGCACAUGGUAACAGACAACCAAAAAUCCAGCAGUGAACACCAUUUUUUGCGGGAAAGUAGUUUUGAAAAGCUUCAGUCGUUGAAUGAGGCUCUGGUACUCGCCUUCGACUGCAUAAAAGGACUGCGCUGAUGAGACACAAACCUCUGCUCUGAAGACGUGAAGAAUGCCUCCAUCUCAGCCAAUACCUCCGAGCGGCCUUUUACCCCCCCCCCCUUCCUCCCCCCCUCCCCCAUUCUUCUAGCAAUGCUGGCUGAAUGAGAUGUGGUGAUUUACUGACCAGAGAGAUUCCUGUAUCACUUGUCCUUCUGGUGGUGGUCUCGGGGUGCCCAGUAACGCAAUACACCGGAUUCCAUAAAAGCCAGGAUAAUCAUGAUUAUCCCCUCCCCUUCGAAGAUAAUUAAUAUAAAUCAUGAUCUAAAUCAGUCUGACAUAUCCACAAAGAUAAAAUGUAUCAAAGCAUAUUUUUACCUGGAAUUUUUUUAAAUUCUCGACAAUUGGCAGAUUUUAUGGAAUCCAACGUGAUUACACUGAUUUGUAUUCCUAUAGUUUUUAUAUAAAUGAUAUAUGCUUUCAUUAAAACGUUGUUUUAGCAACAUGGUGGAUUUUCGCUGUGUUGGGGUAUUGAAGAAAACAAAAGUCUCAGAUUAGUUUUACCGGCUCUGAUGUUUUACAAUGGCAUUUAUAAUUCCAUUCCUGUGUAGACUCUUUCGCUACCAGAAAACAAACAAACAACUUUUCAAAUGCAAUUUUUCUUUGCCAAGGGAAAAUUUGUUUUUGCUAAUUGGCAAGAGUUGGAUAUUUGAGAGAACCUUUUUAAGCUGAAAGGCAAAUGACAGAAACUGGAUUGUCACCAGCUUUGUAUUAAAAGGUGUAAUGAAACAGCGGAGUUUUCUAGCAAGAUAAUGUAUUGAGUGAAGAUGCAGAGGGACGAGAGGGGAUAAGUGGAAAGGAGAAGCAUAGGAAGUGUUAAUGAUGUCUUAUUAUUCAGUGUUAAAAGUGCACUUAUUUUGUGACGGAUUCUUCCCAAUUAGAAAAGAACAGGCAGGGAUUAGAGUAAACAUGGAUUUUCCUCUAAUAAGAAUGGAUUUUUAUGGUUUUAAUAGUGGUAUAGUAAAAGUGAAAUCUGUUCUGUGUAAUAAACUAAAGCUGGUGUGCAGAGACUGUUAAAAUGAAGUUACAGCACAGAGAACUAUUUUUCUUAAGCUAAUCACCAUCCAUGCAGUUAAGAGGUUGUUCCUUUAAUUGUUAGUGUUAAUUUUCAUUAAUUUAUGAUUUAUCAUUUUAUUAAUGCUCUAACUGGCCAGGAUAGGUUCAGAAAUAGAAUUUAGGAAUGUCAAAAGUUGCGUGUUUAUAUAUUUUUUAAAUGAAUUUGGAUUGAAUUUUUGCUAUGUACAUUUUGUUAGACUGAAGAUUGUGUACAUAUCCGUUGUUAUUUUUGCACAAAUGUUUUGUCAUGAUUAGCUUAGGAGCUUUUAAGUAUUUUAAUUUUUUCUAAUUUAUUGUGGGUUGUUAUAAGACUACAGGGGGUGGGAAGUGAAUUCCCAGUAAUUAGAAUAAUUUUAUAUAUAAAUAUAUUAAAAAAUAAUGCUGAAGUCUGUCACAAAUACAAACUUUCCUUUUAAAACUGACUGUGCUUGUCAGGAACUGCUACUGGGUAGUGAGAUGCAAGGAGAAGUCCGUGACUGAAGGGGACGGUCUGGUAAUUAGAACAAGAGUCAAUAGUUGCCCACAUUGUGGGCCUUGGUAUUGUAUAUUGUACCAGUACAAAUCAUGGACACAAUGCAUAAACCUGUCAGCCAUAAAGAGACAGCAGAUUACUGUAUGCCUUCUUUUGUAUUGAUGUAACAAUUGUAUAUAAAGCUGAUCAAAAAUUUGUAGAAAAUAGUUUAUACAGCAUUAUUAUAUUAUUGCUGAAUCUCAGUGAAUUCUUGGGGAAAAAAGUUUUUCUAUUUACACCUUAUUUUUUUGUUACACUGUUGACCCAUGGCAUUCUGACAAAACUCUGUGGGUUUUGCAAUGCUGGUCAGUCAUGGGUGUGUUAAUACUGCUGUUGCACAGAUAAAACUUUGCACCUGCCUCAUUGUGCUUUCCUACUGCAGAUUUAAAUUCCACCCCCCCCCCCCCCCCCCCCCCAUUCCCCAUUUGAAGAUAUCAAAAGCAUGCAAAAAUCUUCAUCUGUGCCAUACCGUGACUGUUCUUUUCCUGUAAAAAAUGUUAUACACUACACAUUUUCAAUUUGCUUUGUGCAAUUUUCCAUCACCUACCCUCCAGCAGUACGAUUGUGUUCAUUCCAUGCCUCCCUUCAUCUUUGUGGUAUUGUUAACAGAAUGGUGUCUAGAAUAGCUGUAAAUAGUUAAUUCAAUGGCGUAUAAAUUGAACAAACUUUGUUUCUGAAUGACACUGCCAUAGUUCCACCCCCAGGUUGGAGAUAUUCUCUAGUGAGGGAUGUUUUUUUUGUUUCGUUUUGUAACAGGCUUUGUAAAUAAAAAAAUAAUUUAUAUGUUUCUAAGAAGUACACUUUCCUGCUGCAUCUUUACUACAAUUCAUGGACUUCCUUCAAUUGUUAGAAAAUUGAAUUUUGAAACCACGUGACUAAAAUGUUUUCUCAGCCAGCUAAGUGAAGAUCACAGUGGCACAGCAGUAGAGGGUGCGGUCUUACAGUCCAGAGACCCCGGUUCAAUCCUGACAAUGGGUGCUGUCUGUACGCAGUUUAUAUGUUCUCCCCGUGACCACGUGGGUUUUCUCCGGGUGCUCUGGUUUCCUACCACAUUCCAAAGACGUAGAGGUUUGUAGGUUAUUUGGCUUUGGUAAAAAUUGUAAAUUGUCCCUAGUGUGUAGGAUAGUGCUAGUGUACAGGCAUCGCUGUUCGGCACGGACUCAGAGUGCCGAAUGGUCUGUUUCCAUGAUGUAUCUCCAAACUAAACUAAACUAAAUCAAGUCAGCAACUGAAGAUGAUGACAUUUUGUUUUCAUUUUGUCUCAAUUCAUUGUUGCGGAAUUUGGAUGCAAAAUUUAAGGUUGGUCGCAUGUCGUAAUGCUAUUUUCAGGAGGUAACAUCCCAUGGUUGAGCCUCACUUCAUUCACAAGCCAGGCGUGUGUUCCCAAAUUUUCCCAGUAGUUCAUAAUCAAUGUUCAUAGGUGUGUUAGUGAUCAAUGUUUCAACAUUGAAAUCCUAGUUGGCUUACACAUAUUAGUGAACAGAGUUUGGAAUAAGAUUGAAAUUAAAAUUUGAGCAUAGCUCAUUUCAAUCUUACCAAAAAGCUAAUCGAGUUUUGGGGAGUCUCUCGCCCAGAGUAGGGGAAUCAAGAACUAGAGAACAUAGGUUUAAGGUGAGGGGGGGGGGAAGAUUUAAUAGGAAUCUGAAGGGUAAUCUUUUCAGGCAAAGGGUGAUAGGUGUAUGGAAUGAGCUGCCGGAGGAGGUGGUUGAGGCAGGUACAAUCGCAGCCUUUAAGAAACAUUUAGUCAGGUACAUGGAUAGGACAGGUUUAGAGGGAUAUGGGCCAAAUGCAGGCAGGUGGGACUAGUGUAGAUGGGACAUGUUGGCCGGUGUGGGCAAGUUGGGCUGAAAGGCCUGUUUCCACGCUGUAUGACUCUAUGACAAGUUGACAGCAUAACUUGUGUCUGUCAGCUCCACAACAAAAAGCAGGUAAUAAUCGUAAGCUUGUUGUGCCUUGACAUCUAGGGACUUCAACAAUCUCUCUUUAGCAAGAGGAAACUUCAGAUCAUUGUAAGACGUCUCCAUCCUUAUGUCAUUUGACAAUCGUAUCAUCUUAUUCUGAAUCCUUGUUGAUAUGCGUGCUGUGCUGUGCAUGGUUUGAUGCCAAACUUAGAUUGCUGGCCCGAAGUGACCAGGGUUUGGAAAUGGAGCUGAAACAGAAUCCUGAUGAUGGUGUCCGGAGAUUACGUGCCAGUGACGUUCGUUGGAGGUUAUAUUGAUUUCCACUUUGAAAGUUUUCUGGCCAGGUCUUUAAAAAUUUAAUGUAUAAUAUUUGUGCGGUUAACUCACUUGACAGUAUGUCACCUCCGAAGGGUCACAAGUGCAUUCCACUGCAAUAAACAGUGCUUUUUGCUGUAUUAUACAAGAGUGAAUCUCUCUCUCUCUCUCUCUCAAAUAAUUUAAUGGUCAUUCCAAACAAGCAGUAAUAAAAUGAUUCUUAGCUGUAUCAGCUUAUAAAAUAACUUUUUUACUCAAUCCUACCAUAUGAUUUUAAAUAUAUAUAAUACCCAAAUUGACUGUUUAUGUUUCUCUAAUGUACAGUUCCCUCCAUAAUGAUUGGGACAAAGACCCAUCAUUUAUUUAUUUGCCUCUGUACUCCACAAUUUGGGAAUUUUUAUAGAAAAGAUCACAUGUGGUUAAAGUGCACAUUGUCAGAUUUUAUUAAAGGCCAUUUUUAUACAUGUUGGUUUCACCAUGUAGAAAUUACAGCUGUGUUUAUACAUAGUCCCCCCCAUUUCUGGGCACCAUAAUGCUCGGGACACAUGGCUUCACAGGUGUUUAUAAUUACUCAGGUGUGUUUAAUUGCCUCCUUCAUGCAGGUAUAAGAGAGCUCUCAGCAGCCAGUCUUUCCAUCACCUUUGGAAACGUUUAUUGCUGUUUAUCAACGUGAGGACCAAAGUUGUGCCAAUGAAAGUCAAAGAAGCCAUUGUGAGACUGAGAAACAAGAAUAAAACUGUUAGAGACAUCAGCCAAACCUCAGCCUUACCAAAAUCGACAGUUUUGAACAUCAUU
Messenger RNA from Leucoraja erinaceus (little skate), 7227 nucleotides. Its product is annotated as ataxin-7-like protein 1. Lineage: Eukaryota; Metazoa; Chordata; Chondrichthyes; Rajiformes; Rajidae. The record is from RefSeq and is a predicted model, not a curated record.